Messenger RNA from Tricharina praecox, 1121 nucleotides. Its product is annotated as ribosomal protein L15e. Gene Ontology annotation, molecular function: structural constituent of ribosome; RNA binding. The record is from RefSeq and is a predicted model, not a curated record. Bases 94 to 705 code for a protein of 203 amino acids. Gene Ontology annotation, biological process: cytoplasmic translation. Lineage: Eukaryota; Fungi; Ascomycota; Pezizomycetes; Pezizales; Pyronemataceae. Gene Ontology annotation, cellular component: cytosolic large ribosomal subunit; ribosome. The transcript has 4 exons.
GACGGUUUCAUACACCGCCCGUUUACGCCCAACGACCCGCCGACAACCCCACCCGACAAUCCACCCAGCAAACUCCCGGAGCAGAUCGCCAAGAUGGGAGCCCUCAAGUACGUCGAAGAGAUCGCCAAGAAGAAGCAGUCGGACAUCCUCCGGUUCCUGCUGCGCGUACGCUGCUGGGAGUACCGCUCUCUCAACGUGAUCCACCGCGCCUCGCGUCCCUCGCGCCCCGACAAGGCUCGCCGUCUCGGGUACAAGGCCAAGCAGGGUUACGUCAUCUACCGCAUCCGCGUCCGCCGUGGUAACCGCAAGAAGCCCGUCCCCAAGGGUGCCACCUACGGAAAGCCCACCAACCAGGGUGUCAACCAGCUCAAGUACCAGCGGUCGCUCCGCUCCACCGCUGAGGAGCGUGUCGGACGGCGAUGCGCUAACUUGCGCGUGUUGAACUCCUACUGGAUCAACCAGGAUGCCACCUACAAGUACUUUGAGGUGAUCCUCGUCGACCCCCAGCACAAGGCCAUCCGCCGUGAUGCCAGGAUCAACUGGAUCGUGAAGCCCGUGCACAAGCACCGCGAGUCCCGCGGCCUCACCGCCACCGGCAAGAAGUCGCGUGGUCUCAACAAGGGCCAUCGCUACAACAAGACCACUGCCGGUCGUCGCAAGACCUGGAAGCGCCACAACACCCUCCAGGUCCACCGUUACCGUUAGAAGGGUCGUUAGCAUCGCUCGCUCUUUGUCGGUUUCUGUCGUAUCUACUGUUGUUCUUUGCGUGGGGCGCUCUUGUGGAAAAUAUCUUCUCGCUUUUCGAAUUCCACAUGCCGCAUGAUUCAUGAGAUACUGGACUGUUGUGACUUUGAUUGUGAUUGUGAGAGUGAUGAAAUUAUGUGGAAUGCGGGAAAAGAGAAAUACGUGCCAUUUGGGUGGGGACGUUGAAAGCCGGAGUAGAUAUGACAACAAGCUUGAACAGCUUAUUCUCCGCCAAAACUCCCAUUCUAGAAAAAGAACUAUCAGGAGCUUCUAUUUCGCUUGUUGCGUCGCUCAAUACAUACACGCGGAUUUUUGAGUUAUGACAUCCCGUCUGAUGGAGAAAAGACGAGGGUCUUUUGAAGGAACAUCGCUUGUAU